Messenger RNA from Nanorana parkeri, 2776 nucleotides. RefSeq names its product cytosolic phospholipase A2 delta-like. The record is from RefSeq and is a predicted model, not a curated record. Bases 77 to 2659 code for a protein of 860 amino acids. The transcript is spliced from 22 exons. Gene Ontology annotation, biological process: glycerophospholipid catabolic process. Gene Ontology annotation, molecular function: calcium-dependent phospholipid binding; calcium ion binding. Gene Ontology annotation, cellular component: cytosol. Lineage: Eukaryota; Metazoa; Chordata; Amphibia; Anura; Dicroglossidae.
UGGAGGUGACAUGUGGAUGAAUGCUUUUUAAUACAUCUGACUCCAAUGUGGUAAACCAUACUCUCACCUGACUGGGAUGGCUCGAAGACAAUCUGCGGUCUCCUACCAGGAGGAAAGCGUGCUCAGCCAAUUAACUGUUAAAGUCAUAAAAGCAUCAAACAUCCCAUGGGCAGACUUGAUGAGCAAUGCUGACUGUUAUGUGAGUUUGUGGCUCCCGACUGCCACUAAUAGUGAGUUGAAGACAGCCACCGUGUCAAACUGCAGUUCUCCUGUCUGGAAUGAAACAUUUGAGUAUACCAUCAGCAAUAAAGUCAAGAAUGUGAUUCAUUUGAAUCUUCACGAUGAGGAUGUGAUCUCUGGGAAUGAUCUGUUAUAUAUUGUGGCUUUUGAUGUGGGGAAUGUCCUCGUUGGAGAAACUAAGCUGAAGACUUUUUGUCUAGACCCUAAAGGAGAACAGACUUUGGAUGUAGAAUUCACUGUGCAGCGAAUAGCACGUGGUCGUGAGAAAAUUGUGACGAAUGGAGUGCUUGUGUCCAGAGAGAUGUCCUGUCUUGAAAUAUCUGUUGACAAGCAGAGGAUCCCAGAGAACUUACUCGGUGGCUAUCUUUCUUUAUCAGUGGAGGAUUCUUGUGAAAGGAAGUUCAGAAUGGAGCUAAAGUCUGCCACAGGCAGUGAUCACACAUACACCUGCAAAUUUUAUUGCAUCAGGAAGUGGGACCCUCAGCUCAUAGCCCAAUUAGAGGGUACAAAUGAUCAGUGUCUUCAAGUGGUUCCAGUGAAGGACCUUACUGUUGGCCAGGAAGAAAAGAUCCACCUUUCUACAGUACCAGUUUAUGCAAAUUGCUGGUGCUUCCGCUGCUUCCUUCCCCUGCGCUGGAUUCAGCCAGGAGGAUCUUCAGCUUUAAGCCAAACUGAGGCUGAGGGGACCUCAAGUUGCUGGUCACCAGUGAUCUUCCUUAAAGCUCGAAGACUCUUCUGGAUGCUUAAGGCCAGACCAUUGGAAGUGAAACUCAAAGCUAUAAACUGCACAGAAAAGCCGAACAUCCGUCUGGGGUUUGGGAUCUGUAAUGAUGAAAUUAGUUUCCGCUCAAAACGGAAAAAGCUUGUUGCUGACGCAUUAAAGAAAGUUUUGAAGCUUGACCGAGACCUGCAAGAGCACGAGGUUCCUGUGAUCGCUCUUUCAGCGACAGGUGGAGGUUUGAGGGCAAUGGUUUCACUUCUUGGAACCCUGUUAGCGCUGAAGAAAUUGAAUCUCUUGGACUGUGUUUCCUACAUCACUGGUUUAUCUGGAUCCACGUGGGCAAUGAGUAAAUUAUAUGCAGAUGCCAACUGGUCACACAAAGAUCUAACUGAAACAAUAAAAGAUGCUCGCAGGAAUGCGACCAAAAGCAAGAUGUCUGCCUUUUCCUUUGAUAACCUAUCUUUCUACAAAGCUGAACUGAACAAGAGGGCAGAAAUGGGUUAUAAGACAUCCUUCACAGAUUUAUGGGGCCUGGUCAUUGAAUCCACGAUGUAUGAUAAGGUGAAUGAAAAUAAGCUGACAGAUCAGAGGCAAGCUGUGUGUAAUGGACAGAACCCUCUCCCUUUAUAUGUGGCCAUGAAUGUCAAACCGAAAGUGAACUCCACGUUGGAUUAUAAAGAAUGGUGUGAAUUCUCCCCCUAUGAAGUCGGACUUCUGAAAUAUGGAGCCUUCAUACGUUCAGAAGACUUUGGCAGUGAAUUCUUCAUGGGGAAAAAAACAAAAGAUCUUCCAGAGUCCAGGAUCUGCUAUCUUCAGGGGUUGUGGAGCAAUGUCUUUUCAAUUAAUCUGCUGGACGCCUGGUAUGCGGCUAUAAGCUCUGAAAGCUUUUGGCACAGAUUCACCAGGGACAAUGUGCUUGACGUGGAUGAUGAAGAAGCCAUACAGAGGAGAAAACUCACAGCGUGCCUGGACACCCGUCUUCUACAACCAGCUGGGGAGUUCAGCAACACAGUGCGAAGUGUUCUUACUAACCGCCCCCUUGAUGGAGAGCAUCAUAAUUUUCUACGAGGAUUACAGAUGCAUUCCAAAUAUGUCACAGAGAACGGCUUCUGUGCAUUUGAUUGCACAGAAUUGGAUACUUCCCCAAACCACCUGACCCCUUGUGCAGAAGAUCUCUGUCUGGUGGACUGCGCAUAUUACAUCAAUGCAAGCUUCCCUCCGCUAUUACGAGAAGAGCGCAGUGUGGACAUGAUCAUGUCAUUUGACUAUGGACUCGUAGAUAAGUUCAAAACAGUGGAGCAAACUGAAAAAUACUGUUCUGUUCACAAGCUCUUUUUCCCCAAAAUUGAAAUAAGUGAAGAAGACAAGCAGAACCCCAAGGAAUGCUACGUUUUCGCAGACUGCGACUACCCAGACUUUCCCGUCAUCAUGCACUUUCCAUUAGUAAAUGACACAUUCAAGAAGUACAAACAGCCAGGAGUUGAGAGGGAAACCGAUCAGGAGAAGGAGGAAGGAGACGUUCCCUUGUCUGGCCUGGCUUCACCUUACAAAGUGUUUCGAUUCACAUACACUGAAGAAGAUUUUGAUAAACUGAUCAAACUGACAGAAUACAACGCCCUGAACAGCGAGGAAAUGAUUCUGCAGACCUUGCGUACCACCAUAGAACGCAAACAGAAACGUAGGAGCUGCAACGUCUGAACCACAGAAACCGUGAGCCAAAACACAGAUCCAUCCUCGCUAGAUUGUACAUAUGGGUCAGGAACAAAAUUUGCUUUCAAUCAGAAUACAUCCAACUGUCUAAUUCUUUCCAAAUCU